CUUAUCUUCAUAAACUACAAUGUCAAUCAAUCCCAUAAACCAGUUAACUCAUUCCGAUCUUUCAAUAUUAGCAAUCAAGAACAAAAUAUUCCAUAAGCAAAGAGAUAUUCAUCAAUAUGAAUAUGGCAAAACAACCAGAGAGAAGUCGUCGUUUGGUCCUUGUUCCCUGCCCAUUUCAGGGCCACAUAACUCCAAUGCUUCAACUGGGCACUGUUCUUUACUCCAAAGGAUUCUCCAUAACUGUUGUUCACACCAUUUACAACUCUCCUAAUCCAAAGAACCACCCUGAUAUCAUCUUCGUCCCCAUUGCUGACGGCUUAUCUGACCAAGAUAUCAGGUCAUGGGACUUAGUGGGAAACGUAGCUGCCAUCAAUGAGAAUUGCAAAGACAUCUUCCAAAGAUUCUUGCAGAAACUAAGCCCCGUGGAACAAGAACAGGUCUGCAUAAUAUGUGAUGAGAUCAUGUUCUUUGCUGAAGCUGUGGCAGACCAUCUCAAGCUGCCAAGCUUAAUCUUGCGCACCACAAGCGCUGCAACUUGUUUAGCUCGCUCUGCUCUAGUUAAGCUUAACGAACAAGGCCAUGAUCUCUCUCAAGGUUCUGUUUCUCGUGAUCUUGUGCCAGAACUCCAUCCCCUCAGAUUUAAAGAUCUGCCUUUUAGCUUAGCAGCAAGUUUUGGAAAGUUUGCUAAAGUAGUGAAUAAGGGAUACGGAAAAAGAACUUCUUCGGCCAUCAUUUGGAACACUAUGAAAUGCCUUGAAGAGUUAACUUUAGAGCAAAUGCAACAACGAUCUGAAGUACCAAUCUUCCCAAUAGGUCCUCUACACAUGAUAGUACCAUUCAACAUCUCAAGUAGCCUAAUUACAGAGGACAGAACCUGCAUUUCGUGGCUUGACAAACAACCCCAUAAGUCAGUCAUUUAUGUGAGCAGCUCGGGCAGCAUAGCAGCCUUGACUGAGAAAGAAGUAGCUGAAAUCGCUUGGGGACUAGCCAACAGCAACCAACCCUUCUUAUGGGUGGUUCGACCCGGUUCGAUUCGCGGCUCGGAUUGGAUUGAGCUGUUGCCGAAAGGGUUCCAAGAUUCUGUUGGAGAUAAGGGAUUCAUUGUGAGAUGGGCACCCCAGAGGGAAGUGUUGGCUCAUCCUGCUGUUGGGGGAUUUUGGAGCCAUUGUGGUUGGAAUUCAACUCUUGAAAGUAUAGGUGAAGGAGUUCCAAUGAUAUGCAAACCAUGUUUCGGUGAUCAAAGAGUGAAUGCUAGGUAUGCGAGUUAUGUUUGGAAAAUUGGAUUGGAAUUAGAGGAAUUAGAGAGAGGAGAGAUUGAGAGAGCUGUGAGAAGAUUGAUUUUGGAGAACGAAGGGAAUGAUAUGAGGGAAAGAGUCAAAGAAUUGAAGAAGAAAUUUCAAGACCGUAUAAGGCAAGGUAAUUCUUCCUAUGAUUCGCUGAAUGAACUUGUGAACUUCAUUGUAUCACUUUAGUUGAGUAAAAAAGGUCCAAUGUCAUAUAUUCCCACAUUGCAAUCUAUUAUUGUCACUUCGGUUUUUCCAAAAUAAAAUAAUAGUGUAAUGUUUCUCAUGUAAUGUUUUUCCUACGUAACAUGUUCACUUUACUUGUUUGUAGAACAAUUAAUGCAAUGUACGUUUA
This is a messenger RNA of Humulus lupulus (European hop), 1638 nucleotides long. Its product is annotated as UDP-glucose iridoid glucosyltransferase-like. The transcript is spliced from 2 exons. Bases 117 to 1472 code for a protein of 451 amino acids. NCBI's taxonomy places the organism in Eukaryota, Viridiplantae, Streptophyta, Magnoliopsida, Rosales, Cannabaceae. The record is from RefSeq and is a predicted model, not a curated record. Gene Ontology annotation, molecular function: UDP-glycosyltransferase activity.